GGGUUUGGUGCGAUGAAAUACAGAAUAAAAAUUAUUAAUGAUUCAGAUUCAUUCCCCUGCCGCUGUCAUAAAGCAACCGUUCUGUCCAAGCCUAACAAUAACAAAACGCAAUUACUUCAUUCACUCUUCUUCAGAAACAAUCUCCAGUCCUCUAAGGUAUAACCUAUGCUGUGUCUUCAAGAAACAGCUACCAUCAUACAAUCUCGCUUGUCGCCAGACGAAAAAGCUAUGAACAUUUGUCCUCCUUCUGAACGCAAAGACGGAAUAAUGGUUGCGGGCCCACAGUAUUCAUCGAAAGAUCGAGAUCGAGUCGAUCUCCUCAAAUCACCUCCGAGCAAUCGGAUGAAAGUAUUCGGGAAGUCGCCGCCCCUGACUAUGCCCACGAAAACAGUUGGAAAAGAUGCUCUGGUAGAAGUUAGCGAGACGAAGAAGAAAAAGAGAAAGAAAAGAAAGAAGAAAUGGACCAAACCCGAGGGGAAACCCAAGCGUCCCUUGUCCGCAUACAAUAUAUUCUUUGCGCAAGAGCGUGUGCUCAUGCUCGGCAAGGACAUACCUACGGCGGAACAAGAGGAGCAGAAGAAGAGAGUCCACUGCAAGACCCACGGCAAGAUAAGUUUUGCUGCCAUGGCACGCACGAUUGGGGCAAAAUGGAAGGCGCUUGACUCCAGCGAGAAGGCAAUCUUCGAAGACAGAGCACGAUCGGAAAAGGCUCGCUACCAUGCAGAAAUCACCUUGUGGAAAGAAUCACAAAAAUCGACGGCUUCGGCGUCCGGGGAGACCGACGCUUCUGAUUCCGGAAAGACCGGUCCGGCCGGCACACCAUCUAUGCCAAUCGCAUCGACCUCUCCCGCCAAGAAAUCAAGCUCAGAGCCAAUUUCGGGAACGUCAAGGGCCGUGUCGGAGCCGGCUGCGGUAUCGCCAGCCGAACAACUCGCAGCCUACAUGAACGAAGAGUCGUUGCUUUUGAGAAGAGAGGUAGCGUCAGCAAAUGCGAUCGGAACGUUGCUGCCUUCCGAAAGAACAGCACCAACGCUUCCUCCUCACAGAAUCAAUGACAAUGGUUCGAACGUGAUGCGCAUGAUCCUCGAGGAGGAGAAUCGCAUUCGGUGCAUGUCAUUACUUGGGUUGCAAUCCAAUCCGUUGGCAGACUUUACUCUGUCAGACAUCAGCGAUGCGAGUCGUGAAUAUCUCAACCACCACCAGUUCCCCGAGCUCGAUCAAGCAUUCCUUUCCCGGCACGACAUGAAUCUUCAGCAGCUUCUCGCAAAUCCUAUGGAUGCGUAUUCUGGGCUUCGAUCACCCCUUUCUUUCAAUCACGAAGAAAGAUCCCUGCGUGGAAAUCUGCAACUCCCCGGUACCGACGGUUUGUCUUUUCGAGAAUACCACAGCCGUUAUCUUCAAGUAUUGGAAGAAUACGCAACGAUCCUUGAAAUUGAGGAACGACACAAAAGAAUGAUGGGGCAUUUAAUGAACAAAUAAUGGGCGACGUAGGGUUCCGUGGGAAAAUAGCACCUCAAAUAUCAUAUAGACGGUUUGUAGUCAUCGAUAGACGUCAUAAUAUGCCAUAACGAGAGCAAAUGUUUAUUUUCACAAGAUCGAUACGGAAUUGAGAGCCGAUCUAAUGCAGAAUUUAUUUCUGCUGCAUUGUAGUACACAAUAUUGAUCGACCUGAAGUCUGUAUUUUAUGAAAAAGAUUUUUACCCGAACCAAUGUUUCAGGUUUGCAUGUCCGGGUCGGGCGCGUUCAUAUACCUGGCGAGAGAACAACGAGCUUGAUGGUGUGCACAAAGAUAUUUUGAACUCUCAUAACUCCAAUCAUUUUGAAAAAUUAAUCUUGAUUCGAUUUUGUAUCAACGCACGUGGCAUUGCUGUUAUUGAUACUACUACUACUGCUGCUGCUGCUGUUGCUGCUACUACUCCUAAAGCCGCUUUCUUAUGUAUCGGUCUUCAAAUAUUUCCACUAGUUCCGUUGGUUCUAGCGUUGUUGGAAUUGCAGAAACGGAUGGAGCCAGAGUUGUUGGGGCUGCUGUUGGUUCCAUGGUCGGAGCUUCGGUUGGACGGAUUUCAGUUCCACCGAACAUGAAAGAGAGGGAUAAGCCGAUGGCUACGUAUAUCGCUGUGAUGAUGGUUUUGAGGAUGAACCAGAUCGUAAAGUACAAGAAGCCGAACCCAACAAAUGCCAGAGCACCUACCACCGGUGCAGCGACUGCCUUUGGAACACAACCGAUAAUUUUAACCAUACAGUGUUUUUUGUCUGGAUCCUUGUUCUCACAGCAACCCCGCUUGAUGCAACUGGAUCCCGGAAUGGAACGAGGUUUUCUUCUAUCGGCCAUAACCCUUCUCAUCAUGAUACGAUCAAAUUCGUAUCUCGCACGGAAAAUUUCGUAAUAAUCUUCUUCCUCUGCUUCUUUACACUUGGGAGCAGUCCCAAUAAAGUAAUCCGAAUCGU
Molecule: messenger RNA, 2448 nt
Organism: Pseudo-nitzschia multistriata
Lineage: Eukaryota; Bacillariophyta; Bacillariophyceae; Bacillariales; Bacillariaceae
Source: the annotation of a GenBank genome assembly